Cryptosporidium muris RN66 is the source of this 1647-nucleotide messenger RNA. RefSeq lists its product as uncharacterized. Gene Ontology annotation, biological process: protein polyubiquitination; proteasome-mediated ubiquitin-dependent protein catabolic process; transcription-coupled nucleotide-excision repair. The transcript has a single exon. Gene Ontology annotation, molecular function: protein binding. Gene Ontology annotation, cellular component: Cul4A-RING E3 ubiquitin ligase complex; nucleotide-excision repair complex. The coding region runs from base 1 to 1647 and encodes 548 amino acids. NCBI's taxonomy places the organism in Eukaryota, Apicomplexa, Conoidasida, Eucoccidiorida, Cryptosporidiidae. The record is from RefSeq and is a predicted model, not a curated record.
AUGAAAUUCAUAAUAAUACCAGAAAAUAUCUAUAAGAAAUUUGAAUGUAGACAAACUUACAGUUACUCAGAUCUUUAUACUAAGAAUUGGCAUCCUUUGCUAAAAAAAAGUUUAUUUACAGGAAAAAUUAAAAGUUACAAAUAUAGUGACAAAAUUAUUCCAUUACUAGCUAGUAAUGUUAGAUUUAAGAUUGUAAACUCUGAGGAACAAGCUUUUUCAAUAACGGGGAUCUCAUCCUAUAAGGAUAUAAUACUAUGUGGGAGUACAAAUGGCACAAUAAAUAUGUAUAAUUUAAGGUCAAUGGACAAUAUUCGUCAAUUAAAUGCUGGUAAAGGGCCAACAAUGAAAUUUCCUUUAGGAUAUGUUUUAACAAGAAGAGAAAAAGAAAGAGUCUCUAAAGGGAAAAAAUUUACUUUAAAUCCUAUAUGUACAAUAGACCCUGGUUUUAAAAAAUGUCAUAGAGGUGUAAUUUCAUCUAUUGAAUUGAGCCCAUUAGAUGGUCAACUAUUUGUAACUACUGGUUGGGAUGGAAAUGUUAAAGUAUGGGAUACGAUUGAAUCAACAUGCGUAUUUGAUACUAAAUCUAAUUUAAAAAUAUAUUUUUCUAGUAUUCAACCUAUAUUAACAAGUAUAAUAGGUACUGCAUUACAAGAUGGUAGCGUGAGGAUUUUAGAUUUACGUAGUGGUGGCCAAUAUACUCAUUCACUACAUAUUGAUUCUAAAACAACGAGAUUACCUGAUGAUAAUAUUAAAUCCCCAAUUUAUUAUCUAUCAUGGAAGCCCGAUUCAGAAUAUAUUUUAGCAACAGCCUCUCAAGAUGGGUAUAUUCGUUUAUGGGAUAUGAGAUUUACACAGCAGCCAUACUUAUAUUGUAAUCAAAAUUUACCAGAUUGGGAUUAUAUUCAACAGACAGGAUAUAUGACUCCAUUAUUAAUGAAAAAUCAAAUGGAUAGCUUUGGUGAAUUGAAAAAUCAGUUAAAUUUAAAUGAUAUACAAGAGGAUACCUCAAGUUAUAACAAUGCAAAUUUUCCAAAGAUAAAUAAUUUAACUAAAGUGGAAGAGGAAUUUUUAUAUAAUAAAAAAAAACUAAAUAAGGAAUUAUAUGAGAAUAAUUCAAGUAAAUCUUUAUAUUUAAAAAAUAGAUCAAAACAAAUUCAAUAUGAUUUAGCAGAAUAUGAUAAUCAUCCAGUUUUUGGUAUAAAUAGUCCAUCUACAUUUGGUCGCGGACAUGAAUGUGGUAUUACUUGUUGUUCGUUUAUAUAUAAUGGGAGAUAUUUAAUAUCAUCUGAUCAAGAUGGAACAAUAAAAUUAUGGAAUGCUCAAAAUGGAAAAAACUGUUAUGUUCCAUUUGAUAGAUUUGAUUUGAACAGUUCGUGGAGUAAUUAUAAUACUAAUAAUAGUGGAAAUUACAAUAAUAAAUUAUUAAAAUAUUUUAGACGUUUUUCUAUUGAGGAUAUAACAAAUCAAAAUUUAUUUCAUCCAAAUGGAAAUGAUAUUGGAGUAUGGAAUAUCAGAACAGGAAGAUGUAUUGAACGUUUAUCUGCUCAUAUAUCUGCGAUGUGUGUUACUGUUAUACAUUGGAGUUCAUAUAAACAAAGAAUUUUUUCUGGUGGACAGGAUGGAAAAAUAAUGUUGUGGACAGUUUGA